Molecule: messenger RNA, 2657 nt
Organism: Epinephelus lanceolatus (giant grouper)
Lineage: Eukaryota; Metazoa; Chordata; Actinopteri; Perciformes; Serranidae
Source: RefSeq, a predicted model, not a curated record
AAAUGAACACUGGCUGUUACAACCAUCCCUUGUCUCCACUAAAAUAUUUCUCCAUUAGAUGCAGUAUAACAUAGCAUUAAAUGAAAAUACUCAAGUAAAGUACCUCAAUUUUAUCCUUAAGUACAGCACUUGAGUAAAUGUCUUUAGUAACUUUCCACUACAGUACAACAUUCCCCAGCUGUAACCAGUGUACUCUCCCUCCUCUUCCUCCUGUGCAGAACUUGUACAUGUAUCUGUACAUGGCUGUGUCUAAGAGUGCCGGCACCCUGCGGGACCUGCAGCUGGCUCUGCAGCUGAAGAUCGAGGAGCUCCGUCAGAGAGACUCUCUGAUCGAUGAGCUGGAGCUGGAGCUGGACACAAAGGACGAUCUGAUCCGACAGCUGCAGAUCGAGCUGGACAGACAUCGCAGCGCCUCGCAGCACGCAGCCAACACUGUGGACACAGGAAGCACAGGAGCGCUGGUUCAGACUCCAGCAGCACCUGAUGAGCCACAGCGCAUAAAGAGACAGGCCAUCUCUGCAGAGCCCACAGCGCUGGACCCCUCCCAGCUCACUGGCGUCACACUCAAAAGCUACUGCAAGAGCAAAGAGUCCAGUGAGCUGAUCCAAAGGGCUCUAAUGGACAAUGACUUCAUGAAACAUCUGGAGCACGGGCAGAUCCUAACCAUCAUGGACUGCAUGCAUCCCACCAGCCUGACCAAGGGCUGCUGUGUCAUCCAGGAGGGAGACGACGGCUCCACAGUCUACGUUCUGGAGGAGGGAAUGGUGGAGGUGUCUAAACAAGGGAAGAAGCUCUGCAACAUUGGUCCAGGAAAAGUGUUUGGAGAGCUGGCCAUCCUGUACAACUGCACUCGCACAGCAACUGUCACAGCUCUGACUGACAUCAAGCUCUGGGCGAUUGACCGACAGGGUUUCCAGACCAUCAUGAUGAGAACUGGUCUCAUCAAACAUUCCCAGUACACAGACUUCCUCCGCAGCGUUCCCUCUUUCCAGUCUCUACCUGAGGACAUUCUCAGCAAACUGGCUGAUGUUUUGGAGGAGACUCAUUACAGCGACUGUGAUUACAUUAUCCGUCAGGGAGCCACCGGAGACACAUUCUUCAUCAUCAGUGAAGGACAGGUGAAAGUGUCUCAGCAGAACUCAACCAGUGACGAGCAGGUGACUGUGAAGACGCUCUCUAAAGGGGACUGGUUUGGGGAGCAGGCGCUGAAAGGGGAGGAUGUUCGUACCGCCAGCGUCACGGCAGUGGGAAACGUCACAUGUCUGGUUAUUGAUAGAGAGUCGUUCAAACAGCUGAUCGGAGGACUGGAUGACGUCAACAACAAGCAGUAUGACAGUGACGAGGUCAAGGCAAAACUGCAGGCGGAGGCAGAUUUCUUUUCCAGUGUGUCACUUAGUGAUUUAAACAUCAUCUGCACUCUGGGGAUGGGAGGCUUCAGUCGAGUGGAGCUGGUGCAGCUAAAGAAUGAUCCCACUCGAUCCUUUGCCCUCAAAGUGUUGAAGAAGCGUCACAUCUUGGACACCAGCCAGCAGGGUCACAUCCUGUCAGAGCGGAACAUCAUGAUGGAGGCUCACAGUCCUUUCAUCAUCAGGCUGUAUCGGACUUUCAGAGAUUCCAAAUAUCUCUACAUGCUGCUGGAGGCUUGUCUCGGAGGAGAACUGUGGACGCUGCUGCGAGACAGGGGAUCAUUCGAUGACGGCAUCACUCGCUUCUACACCGGCUGUGUCAUCGAGGCUCUGGCUUUCCUGCACUCCAGAGGGAUCAUCUACAGAGACCUCAAACCUGAGAACAUUAUCCUGGACCACAGAGGAUAUGCCAAGCUGGUGGACUUUGGCUUUGCUAAGAAGGUGGGUCUUGGUAAGAAGACGUGGACGUUUUGUGGGACUCCUGAGUACGUCGCCCCAGAGAUCAUCCUGAACAAAGGCCACGACAGCUCAGCUGACUGCUGGUCUCUGGGAAUACUGGUCUUUGAGCUCCUCAGUGGCAGUCCUCCAUUCUCAGGCUCUGACCCCAUGAGGACCUAUAACAUCAUCCUGAGAGGCAUCGACAUGAUCGAGUUUCCCAAGAAGAUCACUAAGAGUGCUGCGAACCUCAUCAAGCGACUCUGCAGGGACAACCCAUCAGAGAGGCUGGGAAAUCAGAAAAAUGGAGUGAAGGACAUCCAGAAACACAAGUGGUUUGAAGGCUUCAACUGGGACGGCCUCCGCCAGGGAACCAUAGACUCUCCAUUCACACCCACAGUGGAGGGACCGCUGGACAACAGCAACUUUGAUUACUUCCCCGAAGACACAGACGACCCUCCUCCUGAUGAAGAGUCUGGCUGGGACCUCGAGUUUUAGCAGGAUGUGAUGAAUGUCUGAAAGCUGACUGAACAAACAACUGAGCAAAUCUUCAGAAACAGGAAGUGAAGCCAUAUUCGAAAGAGAUAUUUAUUUCCUAUGAAUGUUUGCACAAAAGCCAAAGGGCAAAAUAAAGACAUGAAAAUCCAAACAUAAUCACUGAACAUAGAAAACAACCCAAUAAUCUCAGUUCAUAAAGGAACAGUGCGUCAUCAUGAUGAAGUAUUAGAACCACUGUUAAAGGUCCAGUGUGUAGCAUGUAGGCGGACAUAUUGGGAGAAAUAAAAUAUGUAUAUAAGUAUGUUUUCUUUAGUGUAU